CUUGAUAUGUAGUUAGGCCUAACUUUGGUGGGUUAAUGGUAGAAGCAAGAUUUAAAAAUCCAGAACGACAAAUUUUCUGGUUUUUAGUCUCUCUACUUCUAAACCUUAAGCUAGAACUUCAACACUGAAUUGGAAAAAAACAACACCCGUCGCCGUCGAAGUCGCCGUUUCCCGGAAACCCUAUCUCUCUGAAUCUCUCUUUAUACAUGUUCCAUUUACAUACUUAAAAUUUCAAAGUAGAUAUGGAUGACGGGGAGGGAGGUUUGAGUUUCGAUUUCGAGGGCGGACUUGACGCCGGCCCUACACAUCCCACCGCCUCCAAUCCAGUGAUCCAACCGCCGGAAGCCACUUCCACUGGUGGCGCCGCCGCCGUCACAAACGCCAGCCACAAUAGCAACAGUCAAUUUGGCGGUCCUCCUGCCACGACUCAACCCGGGACCGUUCAUGAUGGCGGCGGAAUGGGAGGAAAUCAAAGGCGUAGUUUCCGGCAGACUGUUUGUCGUCACUGGCUCCGCUCUCUUUGUAUGAAAGGGGAUGCCUGUGGGUUUCUCCACCAGUUUGAUAAAUCUCGGAUGCCUAUUUGUAGAUUUUUCCGGCAAUAUGGCGAGUGCCGGGAGCAGGAUUGUGUUUAUAAACAUACUAAUGAGGAUAUCAAGGAGUGUAACAUGUACAAAUUAGGAUUUUGUCCAAAUGGUCCUGAUUGCCGAUAUAGGCAUGCAAAGCUCCCAGGACCUCCACCUCCAGUAGAAGAAGUGCUCCAGAAGAUUCAGCAGUUGACCUCCUAUAAUCAUGGAAAUACAAACAGAUUUUACCAAAACCGGAACUCUAAUUUCUCACAGCAGCCAGAGAAAUCUCAGUUUUCUCAAGUAAAUAAUGGCUCUAACCAGGUUGCAAAACCUACUACUGGAGACUUUCCUGCUGGGCAACAGCAGCAGAGUCUGCCGUCACAGCAGAUAUUGAACCAGGCUCAAACACAAAAUAUUUCCAAUGGGCAACAGAAUGCGACAAGUAAAGCUACUCCUCUGCCUCAAGGAACAUCUAGGUACUUCAUAGUAAAAAGUUGCAACCGUGAGAAUUUGGAACUGUCUGUUCAACAAGGUGUAUGGGCAACUCAGAGGAGUAAUGAGGCCAAGCUAAAUGAAGCUUUUGAUUCUGUGGACCAUGUUAUCUUAAUCUUUUCCAUCAAUCGGACAAGACAUUUUCAGGGCUGUGCAAAAAUGACAUCACGAAUUGGUGGAUCAGUUAGUGGUGGCAAUUGGAAGCACGCGCAUGGAACUGGUCAUUAUGGGAGGAAUUUUUCAGUGAAAUGGUUAAAGCUCUGUGAAUUGUCUUUCCAUAAAACACGCCAUUUGAGGAACCCGUACAAUGAGAACUUACCAGUGAAGAUAAGUAGAGAUUGUCAAGAGCUGGAGUCCUCUGUUGGCGAGCAGCUAGCUUCAUUACUCUAUCUCGAGCCAGACAGUGAACUUAUGGCUAUUGGUGUUGCUGCUGAGUCAAAGAGGGAGGAGGAAAAGGCAAAGGGCGUCCCAGAAAUCAGAAGUGAGAACCCAGAUAUUGUCCCCUUCGAGGACAAUGAGGAAGAGGAAGAAGAGGAGAGUGAGGAAGAAGAGGAUGAGAGCUUUGGCCAGGUUUACGAGGCAACAGGCCAAGGAAGAGGAAGAGGAAGGGGAAUGAUGUGGCCUUCUUUCAUGCCCUUAGCACGAGGAGCAAGGCCACUACCAGGAAUGCGUGGCUUCCCCCCUGGUAUGAUGGGUGGUGAUGGGUACUCUUAUGGUGCUGUGGGACCUGAUGGUUUUCCCUUGCCAGAUCUUUUCGGUAUGGCUCCUCGACCUUUUGGUCCGUAUGGACCUCGAUUCUCUGGUGACUUUCUGGGACCUGGACCUGGAAUGAUGUUUCCGGGCCAGCCUUCGCAACCUGGAAAUUUUCCAGCUGGCGGAUUUGGGAUGAUGAUGGGUCAAGGAAGGGCCCCUUUCAUGGGAGGAAUGGGUGUUGGUGCUGGAGGACAAGGGCGACCUAAUCGGCCUGCUGGUAUGAACCCAUCAUUUCCCCCUGGACCAUUGCAGCCUUCUCAAAACUCAAACCGAGCAAAAAGAGACCCAAGAGCAGCCAUGAAUGACAGAUUCAGUUCAGGUUCGGACCAAGGCAGGGUUCAGGAUGCGGGAGCCUCAGUUGGACCGGAUGGUGAUACAAGGUACCAGCAAAGAGGAAAGGCUCAGAAAGAGGAAGAGUUUGGUGGAGGAAACAACUUCAGAAAUGAUGAAAGUGAGAGCGAGGAUGAGGCUCCAAGAAGAUCAAGGCAUGGCGAGGGAAAGAAGAAAAGGCGCAGUUUGGAAAGAGAUGGUCCUAAUGCUGAUGCUUAGGUUAGGUGAAGUAAUCACGUAAAAUGUUUUUACCGGGGACAUCAUACCAUUAACAUGUGAAGCUGUUUCAUUUUGUGAGGCAAACGGUCGUGUCCAUUCUUGGUACAUCUUUUUGUGUAGGUUGGUUGGAUCUUGGCAGUAUAUGUUUGUACUGUGUUGAUUAACUGGUGUAAAAUUGAUUAGCAUCUAAGGUUGAAACUGUUUAGGCCUUAAAGUAACCCAUAGUGAUAGUAAAUUCUGGGAACUGUUUUGCCGUAGCCGCUGGAGAAUGGUCCUCAGAAUAGGAAGGCCCUUGAAUGGUAGAAAAGAGUAGACAUAGUAUUGGAAAUGCUCUUGGUUUUUUGUUAAUGCUUUGUAAACUUUUGGGAGACAUGCGGCAAUUUUCAUGAUUUGAUAUGGGUUAGGUUCAGUUCAAAUCUUGAUCGAUGUAUGAAAACCAGAUUUCUUAACUAGAACUGAAAAAGCAAAUUGUGCAG
Molecule: messenger RNA, 2836 nt
Organism: Oldenlandia corymbosa var. corymbosa
Lineage: Eukaryota; Viridiplantae; Streptophyta; Magnoliopsida; Gentianales; Rubiaceae
Source: the annotation of a GenBank genome assembly